AUGACCAGCAGACCCACGGUUUCCAUCAUCUCCGCCGACGGCAAGGCCGGCGAGGCUAGCCACCCUCUCCCCAAUGUCUUCAAGGCUCCCAUCCGUCCCGACAUUGUCCAACAGCCCUACGCCAAUACCGCUCCUAACACAACCCUCUCCANNGGCCGUGCUGUUGCCCGUAUCCCCCGUGUCUCCGGUGGUGGUACUCACCGUGCCGGUCAGGCCGCCUUCGGUAACAUGUGCCGUUCCGGUCGCAUGUUCGCCCCCACCAAGGUCUGGCGCAAGUGGCAGCAGAAGAUCAACCUUGGCCAGAAGCGUUUCGCUACCGCCUCUGCCAUUGCUGCCUCUUCCUCCGCCGCUCUCCUGAUGGCCCGUGGUCACCAGGUCGCCACCGUUCCUGAGGUUCCCCUUGUCGUCAACUCGACUGCCUUCAGCAACGCCGCCAUCACCAAGACCUCCGCUGCCGUCGCCCUUCUCAAGGCCGUCGGUGCCGGUGCCGACCUCGAGAAGGUCAAGGCUUCCAAGAAGCUCCGCGCCGGUAAGGGUAAGCUGAGAAACCGCCGCCACCGCCAGCGCCGUGGUCCCCUCGUUGUCUACAACCCCAGCGAGGAUGGCAAGGAGCUCGUUACCGCUUUCCGCAACAUCCCCGGUGUUGAGACCUGCCCCGUCUUCUCCAUGAACCUCCUCCAGCUCGCCCCUGGUGGUCACCUCGGCCGUUUCAUCGUCUGGACCUCUUCCGCCUUCCAGGCCCUUGACAAGAUCUACGGCUCCACCACCGAGGCCUCUGCCCUCAAGAAGGACUUCCUCCUUCCCCAGAACUCUGUCGCCCAGCCCGACAUUGUCAAGCUCAUCAACUCUUCCGAGGUCCAGUCUGUCCUCCGCCCCGCCAAGGGUGGUGCCAUCCAGAAGCGCACCAACGUCCAGAAGAAGAACCCUCUCCGCAACAAGCAGGUCCUUCUCCGCCUCAACCCCUACGCCACCGCCUUCUCCAAGGCUGGUCUUGGUCAGCAGAAGAUCCAGGACGGCAAGCCCGUCGCUCCCGCUGCCGAGUUCAAGACCCUCCUCCACGAGAACUAA
Messenger RNA from Aureobasidium vineae, 1068 nucleotides. The record is from the annotation of a GenBank genome assembly. NCBI's taxonomy places the organism in Eukaryota, Fungi, Ascomycota, Dothideomycetes, Dothideales, Saccotheciaceae.